Messenger RNA from Emiliania huxleyi CCMP1516, 412 nucleotides. RefSeq lists its product as hypothetical. Lineage: Eukaryota; Haptophyta; Isochrysidales; Noelaerhabdaceae. The record is from RefSeq and is a predicted model, not a curated record. The transcript has a single exon. The annotation marks the transcript as partial.
GCACCUCGCCUGGCUGGUCAAGCUCGGGCUCACCGCGGCGCUCAAGGCGCUCUUCUACACGCCCUGCUUCUACUUCCUCGGCCAGCUCCGCCUCGACGCCACGGCCUACCUCGCCGCCGCCUUCGCCACCGGCGGGAUGGGCUUCGCCGGCUCCGCGGUCGAGAUCUCCCCGAGAUUGCCCGAGAUCGCCGGCUCCGCGGUCGAGAUCUCGCCGAGAUUGCCCGAGAUCUCGCCGAGAUUGCCCGAGCUCGGGAUGGGCUUCGCCGGCUCCGCGGUCGAGAUCCCCCCGAGAUUGCCCGAGAUCUCCCCGAGAUUGCCCGAGAUCGCCGGCUCCGCGGUCGAGAUCCCCCCGAGAUUGCCCGAGAUCUCCCCGAGAUUGCCCGAGCUCGGGAUGGGCUUCGCCGGCUCCGCG